AUGAAAGUGAUUGCUGUGCUAAUACUGUUCGUGGCCUGUGUCGCCGCUGGUUUGCAAGAUUUUAAAGUGAAGACAGUCCAUCCUCGAGACAGGACAAACGCUUCAUCCUUCGAUUCCCGGAUAACCAAUGGCCUGGAUGCCGCAGCUGGUCAGUUUCCCUAUCAAGUUGCCCUCGAGUUCACCGGUCUUUUCAGCAGUUGGUUUUGCGGAGGAGUUAUCAUCGAUAACUGUUGGAUCCUUACUGCCGCCCACUGCACUGAUGAAGCUCUCUACGUUAAAAUCUUCUAUGGUGCUCUAAGUUUAAGUAGUCCCGCUUUCACAGAGACUGUCUACGCAUUGUCCUUUAAGCAACACAUCCUUUAUAGUUCAAGCUCUUUGAAAUACGACAUCUCACUGAUCAAAACGCCUCACGUGGCAUUUAAUUCGGCCAUCGAUAAGGUCAAGCUGCCUUCGAUUUCUGCCACUCCGCAGACUUACGAAGGAAAUAUAGCCACCACUUCGGGAUGGGGAUAUACAUCAGAUUAUAACCCCAAUCUGGCUGGAACCCUGCAGUACAUUGACCUCGAAGUUAUUUCCAACACAGAAUGUGAAUCUGUUUAUGGAGCUGUAAUCUCCGACUCAAACCUGUGCUGCAAAACAGACAAUGGAAUAUCCACAUGCUCAGGCGAUUCGGGAGGUCCUUUAACUUGGUAUGAUGGGAUAACUUGGCUUAUUGGGAUAACUGCGUUUGGAUCGAGCGAAGGUUGCCAAAAGAAUUAUCCAGUGGGUUUUACACGAAUUACCCAAUACUUGCAUUGGAUUAAGGAUAAUUCAGGCAUUUACACUCCUUAAGCUUUAUAGAUGUUAUAUUUUAAAUUUUUAUAAAUUCAAAUAUUCUAUUAUAAGUUCUAAUCG
Messenger RNA from Drosophila ficusphila, 894 nucleotides. Its product is annotated as serine protease 1-like. Bases 1 to 831 code for a protein of 276 amino acids. Lineage: Eukaryota; Metazoa; Arthropoda; Insecta; Diptera; Drosophilidae. The transcript has 2 exons. Gene Ontology annotation, molecular function: serine-type endopeptidase activity. The record is from RefSeq and is a predicted model, not a curated record. Gene Ontology annotation, biological process: proteolysis.